Molecule: messenger RNA, 1877 nt
Organism: Prorocentrum cordatum
Lineage: Eukaryota; Dinophyceae; Prorocentrales; Prorocentraceae
Source: the annotation of a GenBank genome assembly
GGCGGCGGGGCUCGGCGGCGCGGCCCGCGUCGUGCAAGCGGGCGGCGUGGAGUUGAGGUUUCCAGACGGCUUCCUGUGGGGGACCGCCACGUCGUCUUUUCAGGUCGAGGGCGGCCACGAGCACGGUCGAUCGCCCAGCAUCUGGGACACCUUCUGUGCCCAGGAGGGGAAGGUGAAGGGCGGCGCCGACGGCUCGGUGGCCUGCGACCACUACCAUCGAUGGAGAGAUGAUGUGGCGCUGAUGAAGAAACUCGGCCUGCCGGCCUACCGUUUCUCCAUUUCAUGGUCGAGGUUGCUUCCCGAGUGCCGCGGCAGGUUGAGCGUUGAAGGGCUGGAGUUCUACAACAGCUUGAUCAGCGAGCUAAUCGCAAACGAGAUCACACCAAUGGUGACUAUCCACUGCUGGGACCUGCCCGAGUGCCUGGACGGCGGUUGGCUGAAUCCGAAGAUCAUUGAGGACUUCGAGUACUACGCCGGGUGCUGUUUCAAUCUUUUCGGAGACCGCGUGAAGCAUUGGACAACGUUCAACGAUCCUUGCGGCUACGCUUCGCUGGGCUAUUGCGAGGGCAUCAUCGCCCCAGGCCGCAACGAGAAGCCCGACACGGAGCCGUACCUGGCAGCUCAUCACAUCAUCUUGGCGCACGCCAAGGCCGUAAGGCGCUACCGGGAGGAGUUCCAACCCUCCCAGCGGGGCGUCAUCGGCAUCGCUCUGACAGUGGACUGGCGCGAGCCUAUCUCCGAUGAGCCAGGGGACAGGGCGGCGGCGCGGCGCGCCAUGGACUGGCAGCUGGCUUGGUUCGCCGACCCUAUCUGGAAAGGCGACUACCCCGAGUCCAUGAAGCGCCAGUGUGGCAGAAGGUUGCCUGCCUUCUCGGAGGAGGAGAAGGCCAUGGUCAGGGGCAGCUCCGACUUCUGCGGCCUCAACCACUACUCGACGGCCUAUGCCGCUGCCGUGGAGGCCGCGCCCGCGCCGUGCAGCUACUGGAGCGACCAGGCCGUCCGGCUCGAGUACGACGCGAGUGCCCUGCGCACGGACUCGGAGUUCGCCGUCGUGCCCUGGGGCCUGAAGAGGGUGUGCGAGCACAUCCACAAGGAGUAUUCGCCGAGCUGCGGAAUAAUCGUCACGGAGAACGGCUGCGCCGUGAAGGACGAGGACGUGCAAACGGCAACGCAGGACAGCUUUCGGGUCAACUACUACCACGAUUACAUCGUGCAGCUUCACGAGGCCAUCAUGGGCGGCACCGACGUCCGCGGCUAUUUCGCCUGGUCGCUGAUGGACUGCUUCGAGUGGGUCGAAGGCUACACCAAGCGCUUCGGGCUUUGCCACGUGGACUACACCACGCAGGUGCGGACACCGAAGGCAUCCGCGCGGUUCUUGUCCGAGCUGGCCCGCGCGAACGCGCUGAGGACGACCCAGGACGAGCUGCGCGGCAGAGUAGGUCGACCUGAGUUCUCAGAAUGCACUCAGCUCGCGCGUGGGGACGUCGAGGCAGCGGGCCGCCAGGACGCCGCUGCCCCGGGCGGGGGCGACACCGAGGAGGAGCCGCUGGCAGCGAGCCGGCCAGAGCACGAGCUGCUCUGCCAGUGCGCACAGAAGGUCGUGCAGCGGCUGAGCCUCAAGCACCCGUCCCCGCAGAAGGUGCGGGCCUUCCUCGCCCAGACGGUGUCGCACGCGGAGGAGAUGGUCCGUCAGCUCCCGCGCGGCCGCGAGGCCGCGCCGCAGCCUGGCCUUUGCCGGCAGUUCAGCGCCAACUGCUGGAUCAUCUGGAUGUUGGUGGAGCAGAUGGUCCUUCUUGGGUGAGGGGCAGAGACCCCCAGUGCCUCGUGCCUCAGCAUCGUCGAACCGAUCUCCAUCCCCGCUGGGCCAUUGUAUCUCA